CCAGGAGUGUGUUAGGCUCUUCUCCAGGGGCGUGCGGCCUUCCAGCUCGGGCCUGGAGCUGCGGACCAGGCUGAGGGUGCCGCAGACAAAUCCUUGAGUCUUCUUUCCCUUGGCCUCCACAGAUAUCUGAUGAAGAAGGGCAAUAUUGUGGUAAAUCUGGUAAUGAAAACUGCCAGUUGGCAACCCUGGUCGCCGCACGAGAUGGGUUCGCACACUACCACCACCACCACCACUGCCAGCACCAGCCCCGCCAUGAAGCAGGCCGCCCAGCAGGAGGCACAGGGAGAAGAGGUCACUCCUCGCUGCUCUAGAAGACUCGUGGCACGGAGGGUAGUUUGGCUUGCCGUCCUGUCGGGGUCACUGUUGUUAGCACUUGUUGUAGGGCUUGUGACAGUGCACGUAACAAGAAGCGAUAUUACCAGCACGACCGCAAGAACCCCAAGUGAAAUCACACCCUCCGCCGUCAACCACUCCAGUGAAAACAGCGACACAAACUUGCGCUCGACAGAACACCCAAGUAAGGAAAGCGAUACGAGCCUCCACGUGACUGAACGCCUUGAUACCGCGAAGACAAACCAUCGAGUGACCACCAGGAGUCUUGAUAACCAGUGUAAGUCUGACGAUGAUACAAAUAUAAUACGUGAGUGGGAUGAGCAAAACACGGCUUCCAAGAGUAUCUGUGCCCCAAAGCCUCAUUACAUUUACGACAAGAAGUUUGGAGGGCAUGGAGUCAUCGUAAACAGGUGUCCCGGCGGCUGUGGCACAUGUCCACACGCCUCACAUACGUGUAGGAGUAUUGGGACAAAAGAGGUUGAAAAGCUUGCACAAUUUACUGCUAAUGGCGAAAGGUGUUACAAAAAGGUGUUAGUGAAGGAGGACACCGAAUGUAUAUGUGACGUUGGUGCUAAUUUUUGUCCCCAUGACGAAGAGAUGAAGAUUAUUCCGUGGUGAUAAGGAAAGGGAGGGAGAGGAGGAGGAAAAAAAGCAGAGAGAACGAAAGAAGGAA
This is a messenger RNA of Eriocheir sinensis (Chinese mitten crab), 1006 nucleotides long. RefSeq lists its product as uncharacterized. Lineage: Eukaryota; Metazoa; Arthropoda; Malacostraca; Decapoda; Varunidae. The transcript has 2 exons. The coding region runs from base 130 to 951 and encodes 273 amino acids. The record is from RefSeq and is a predicted model, not a curated record.